AUGAACAGUACCUCCGCAUUGGGUGCCAGCUCUGAAAACUACGAGGACACAUCUUCACACUGCUCGCAGCCACAACAAGAACAAGCGAAGGGAUGUGAGGGUGACUGGCCUGAUGCUGGCUCUACAGCCGCCGGGCGAUGGGGCCAGAGCACCUUGCAGCCUUCUACCCCGUCCACCGAGCAACCUUCUAGCCCUAGAGUGAGGCCAAAAGUGAGCUCAACAGGGGUGGUUGCGCCGGACUCGGGCGUUGCGAAGGACGCCCGCCUCGCUUGCCGACAGUAUCUCGAGGAAGCCUACACGCCGACGUCUGCGUCCGAGGCGGGCGGCGAAAGCGGGCUGCCACAGAAGAAAGAGUUACGCCUGGAGGACUGCGCCCCCAACCUCGCCAACUACCACUCCAUGUUCUCGCCCACAUUCGCGUUGUCUCCGACCACCACUGUGAGCCUCGACACGGGGUGCACAGAGGGGCGUGACUUCAGCAUCUUUUCCUUCAGCAGUACACGCGACAACUUCGACACGCUGUCCACCUCGAUGUGUCGUCAUGCGGUGCCGCUGACGCUGAACCCCAAUGUGACCGCUGACACGACUGGGAGUCCGCUGGCCAUGCGCAGCAUUGGCCUGCCGGCGCCGGGGCCGCCGCCGCCAACCUCGCGCAUGUCAAAGUGUAAGCGGCGCCUGCAGAACCUAACGAGUCCGGCGUUUGACCUAAAGGCUGUCCAGGAGGCGCAGCGGAUCUUCCUCGAGGAAGAGUCGGUGCGCAACGCCGCCGAGUCCUACCCGAUGACCAACAUUACCUCUCUCCUGGCGGUUGGCUCGUGGAAGGACGCCUCUAAUCCGGACCUGCUCAAGCAGCACAAGAUCCGCUAUGUAUUGAAUGUCGCCAAGGAGUUGAUCCCGACGGAGGAGGAGAAGAUGAUCGCCCAAAACAAUGACAUUAUUUCGGAGUGGAUACCGAUGAGCGACUCGCACUCGCAGGAUGUUUCGGAGCACCUGCUCAAGGCGUUUCGCUUCAUUGAGCGCGCACGGAGUGAGCAUGUCCGUGUGCUGGUGCACUGCCGCCGUGGCAUCUCUCGCAGCGCCGCCAUCAUCGUGGCCUACCUCAUGGCAUCCGAGAACCGCAGCUACGACGACGCGCUGAGGUUUGUGACGGAGCGGCGGAGCUGUGUUUCGCUGAACUUGGCGUUUAGGGAGCGUCUCUCUGAGUUUGUGCCCAGCGGCGAGUUUUUCCACGGCCUCACACCACAGCAGCAGCAGCUACAACUCGGUGCUGCAUCUCCGCCCUCCGCAUCCUCUUCCAGCUGCCUGCCGCCCAAGCUUGCUGGCGUGGCAUCGCCCACGGACAGCGCCAACAGUGGCCACUCUCGUCAGCCGCAGCACCUGCAAAGGACCGAUAAUCCCGUGCUGGGGUCGUUUGAAUCACACAGCGUUUCGACUAGCACCAACAGCAGCCGCGCCAGCAGCGGCGUGUGCACUGUGCCGUCGCAGAGCUUUGGUCCUCCGGCCAAGCCACGCAAAGCUGGAAUGCGGCGUCGCCGGCUCUCACGGGUGAGCAAGCAAGAGAGCCUGUGGUGCCCAACAACCACCACUGCAAAGUCGACAUCGCUCGAGAAGGCGUCUACCUUUCACGCACGGCUGCGGUUGCACCAGCAGAGCCGUCGUAGCCGCACCGUACAGCGUAAACUUGUUGCUCUUAGCACCCCGACUCAACUGUCGGCUCGUGCGGCUUCCGCAACUGCCACGCCUGGCAUCCAGAGCUCCGAGGAAGAGGCGACAGCGAUGCCUGCGCCGAAGAGCGUCGGUAGCGGUGACGAUGGUAGCAACGAAGUAGAGGAACCUGAGCCAUCGAUUGUCGUUGAUGGCCGUCGUCCCCUUGUGCGGUUGAGCCUUAUUCAGUCAAGCAGCAGCUCGGGGUCUGUCGUGUCGCAGACGCACCUGCCGCGCAGCUAUUCUAAGAAAGAGAAGGUGCCUGCCACCACCACAGCGAUGACGACGACAACCAUCACGACUGCGUUGAAACACCUCGGCAAGUGCAGUCCCGAUGGGAUGGUCGCAGAGGCGAGCGAAGAGGCUGGCAACGACCUCGUGCAACACAGCCGCAGUGCCAACACAGGCGAAAGCCACUUACAUCAUCAUCACAGUCCUCGCGCGAGCGUUCCGCCCAGCAGCGCCUUCGACAGCGUCUCGGAGGGUAACAACAGCAAAGUUGACGACGGCGAGGUGCCGGCACCGGCGAUAGAGCUGCGGUCGUUGCAUAGGAUCCAACAUCCGAGUCCGUGCGUCUGCAAGGCACUUUCUUCCCACUCGAUCGACGUGCCAGCGUUCGCGGCGAUAUCGCAGCCGCACAGCGCGAUGCAGCGGCGGGCGCCGGCCUCAGAGAAUGGCAGCAACGGAAGCGAAGUCUGGCAGGACUUCGCGGCAAGCGAGUGCAACAGCAGCUACACUGCUAUCGGGAGUUGGAGUACGAUGAGUACGGCAGUCACUACGGGAGCGCUUUCGGUCACACGUUGCGGCACUCAGAGCUCAUUCAACGAGGAGGGGGUCGUACCAGCGUCACCCACGACGGCACCACCGACCUCUGCUGUGACUGGGGUCUCCUCACCCGCGUCAAGUCUUAGCGAGUGA
Molecule: messenger RNA, 2622 nt
Organism: Leishmania braziliensis MHOM/BR/75/M2904
Lineage: Eukaryota; Euglenozoa; Kinetoplastea; Trypanosomatida; Trypanosomatidae
Product: dual specificity phosphatase-like protein
Exons: 1
Coding region: 1-2622 (873 amino acids)
Biological process (GO): negative regulation of MAPK cascade; protein dephosphorylation
Cellular component (GO): cytoplasm
Molecular function (GO): protein tyrosine/threonine phosphatase activity; MAP kinase tyrosine/serine/threonine phosphatase activity
Source: RefSeq, a predicted model, not a curated record